Messenger RNA from Oryza brachyantha (malo sina), 467 nucleotides. Its product is annotated as late embryogenesis abundant protein 31-like. The coding region runs from base 1 to 426 and encodes 141 amino acids. Lineage: Eukaryota; Viridiplantae; Streptophyta; Magnoliopsida; Poales; Poaceae. The record is from RefSeq and is a predicted model, not a curated record. The transcript has 2 exons.
AUGGACGGCACGAAGAUAACGAUCGGCGAGGCGCUGGAGGCGACGGCGCUCUCGGCCGGCGACCGGCCGGUGGAGCCGAGCGACGCCUCGGCGAUCGAGGCGGCCGAGGCACGCGCGGCCGGUCGGCCGCUGCAGGACGACGGCGACGACGGCGCGCCGGCGCAGAUGGGAUGCCUCGCCGCGAGGGCCCGCGCUGCCGCCGACGCCAACGCCCUGGCGGCGCGCGACGAGGACAAGACCACGCUCGGCGACGUCCUCGCGGACGCGACGGUGAAGCUGCAGGGCGCGGACAAGGAGGUGGAGAGGGAGGACGCGGCGCGGGUGGUCGGAGUGGAGGUGCGCAGCAAGCCCGACGCGAUGGCGCGGCCGGGCGGGGUGGCGGCGUCCAUCGCCGCGGCGGCGCGGCUCAACCGUGGGCGGCCGUAGCACGUAGAAACCCACGGCCGAGCGGCGCCUGGCAUACCAUU